GGCUGCCCCGCGCGGGGGCGGGAGGAGCAGCUGGGGGGGUGCUUGGCCCCCGGGGCGCGUUCGGUUGCGCUGCGGGAGGGUUUGGUGCGCUCGGGCGGCAGGAAAAUGGCGCUGACACAGGGGACCAAGCGGAAAGUCUGUUACUACUAUGACGGGGAUGUUGGAAACUACUAUUAUGGCCAGGGUCAUCCAAUGAAACCCCAUAGGAUCCGAAUGACCCACAACCUCCUGCAAAUGGAGAUAUAUCGCCCCCACAAGGCAAAUGCAGAAGAAAUGACCAAGUAUCAUAGUGAUGACUACAUUAAAUUUCUGAGAUCUAUUCGCCCUGAUAACAUGUCUGAGUACAGCAAGCAGAUGCAGAGAUUCAAUGUUGGGGAAGAUUGCCCAGUGUUUGAUGGGCUGUUUGAGUUUUGUCAGCUGUCUGCAGGAGGUUCUGUUGCCAGCGCUGUGAAGCUGAACAAGCAACAGACAGAUAUUGCUGUGAAUUGGGCAGGAGGCCUUCACCACGCUAAGAAAUCGGAGGCUUCUGGCUUCUGUUACGUCAACGACAUUGUCUUGGCCAUCUUGGAGCUCCUAAAGUACCACCAGAGGGUGCUGUAUAUUGACAUUGAUAUCCAUCAUGGCGAUGGCGUGGAGGAAGCCUUUUACACCACAGACCGUGUCAUGACUGCGUCCUUUCAUAAGUAUGGAGAAUACUUCCCAGGAACAGGGGAUCUGCGGGAUAUUGGUGCAGGUAAAGGCAAGUAUUAUGCUGUCAACUAUCCUCUCCGGGACGGAAUUGACGAUGAGUCCUACGAGGCAAUAUUUAAGCCGGUCAUAUCUAAAGUGAUGGAGACGUUCCAGCCCAGUGCAGUUGCCUUGCAGUGUGGAUCAGAUUCCCUGUCGGGGGACAGGCUGGGGUGUUUCAAUCUCACCAUCAAAGGUCAUGCCAAGUGUGUGGAGUUCGUAAAGAGUUUCAACUUGCCCAUGCUGAUGCUAGGAGGGGGUGGCUACACAAUCCGCAACGUGGCUAGAUGCUGGACUUACGAGACUGCUGUGGCUUUGGACACAGAAAUUCCAAAUGAGCUUCCAUAUAAUGACUAUUUUGAAUACUUUGGACCCGACUUUAAGCUCCACAUCAGCCCUUCGAACAUGACCAACCAGAACACCAAUGAGUAUCUUGAGAAGAUUAAGCAACGGCUGUUUGAGAAUCUGCGCAUGCUCCCUCAUGCCCCUGGUGUCCAGAUGCAGCCGAUUCCUGAGGACGCUGUGCAGGAGGACAGUGGAGAUGAAGAUGAAGAGGACCCUGACAAACGCAUUUCAAUGCGCUCUGCUGACAAGAGAAUAGCCUGUGAUGAAGAAUUUUCGGAUUCUGAAGAUGAAGGGGAAGGUGGUCGCAAAAAUGUUGCCAAUUUUAAGAAGGCAAAGCGUGUGAAAACGGAAGAGGAGAAGGAGGAGGAGGAGAAGGAGAAGAAAGAUGAGAAAGAAGAGGAAAAAGCCAAAGAGGAGAAAGCAGAACCCAAAGGGGUAAAGGAAGAGACUAAAUCGGCCUAAGAUGACUGCAGCGGGACAGUACCUUUCAGUACAUAGUUAUAUACGUUUUUGCUUCUCUGGUAGCCUCCCAUUCCACAGGAUUUAUAUUUUAUAUGUUUCUGUAUAUAUUUCUAUAUAAAUAUAUAAAUGACUUAAGAACUGUAAAUUAUUCCUUGCUGCAUUCCGCUGAGAACAGAUGGAAGGAUUCUGAGGAAUAGAUGGACUCAGAAUUAGCGGCAGGGAGGUUUCACUCUUGCCUUCCACUGCCUCUGGUGUGUUUUUAAAAAAUCAUUUUCCUCUCUCUGAAAUAACAGCCCUUUGGAGAAUGAUACUGACUUUGUUUUUUUUAAGUAGAAAUAGUAUCUGACUUUCGGGUCAGGUGGAAAUAUGGCCAUGAAACUUUGCGGAAGAACUUUGAGUUCCCAAAGUAUGCCUGUGAGAGAAACUGCUCCUAUGAUCUUCAGUCCAUUUACACCAUAAUCAGUAACUGCAAGCUGAUGCCAGUUCUCAGGGUCAAAUAAUGCAGUUCUUGAAUAAAGUUGGCUGUCUACCUGCAGUGGAUUUGUGGAAGGAGUUGAAGCAGUUUGGAAGUAAAUCUGUCAAGUUCCCUGGUGUAUGAACCCAAGUGCCCUGCUGUAAAGUACAGAUCUGGAUAGCACAAAAUGAAAACUGCCAGCUAGCUGAUGUUUUAUUUAAAACUUUCGCAAGUCGACCCUUUAAGUCAAGUUUGUGCGGCAGCAUUAUACAUCUCAUAUGAGAGAGAAGGGCUCAGAUAUUUCUCUUCAUAUAUUAAACCCCCCCAAAUGGGGGGGGGGAAAUAUAUUACUUCUCAUUGUCCUCCUGCUUAGCUCUUCCUGCUUCCCCCCCCCCACUGUGAUGACAUAAUAUGCUUUGAAUGCUGCCCCAGGUCCUAGCUUGAAACCACUACAGAAAUCCCAAGCCCUCUAAAGACCAAAUUGUCAACUGGGCUCUUUGCAAUGUGACACUUGCUGAAAAUUCUCAUCCAAUGUGAAGCACAAAUGUUUUUAGAUAGGCCCUUUCUCCUUGUUGUCCAGGCUGGUAACUGGGGGGAAUCCGCUGAACCUGCCAUUGUCUUUGUUGUGGGACAGCAGCACUCUCCAGCUGUCUCUUGAGAACAGAACUGGCCUUUACCUUGCAUCCCACUCUCAGAACUGAGCAUGGGAUGAGCUUUCUGUGAAAUGCUUCACUGAGUCCUGCUUUCACUUGCUGGUCAUCUGUCUCAGGGGGAUACCUCUCUCCACCAGAGUAUCCGGACCUCCCACUCAGCCCUGCUGAGGAUUUCAACUCCACUGUAAUGCUGCUAACUUAACACAGGUUAUUUUUAAAUGUUUUAUUUUUUUAAGUACACUUCUCCAUCUCUAGUAGCUGACUGCAGCUCCUCCUGCUCUUAUAUGUUCAUGUGAAGUGAGAGAUCAUUGUGUCUGGGGGGAAAUAUAUUGUGAUUUUUUUAAAAGAUGCUUUUUAUUUUGAAAAUCUUUGUAAUAAAAGGUACAUUUCUACA
This is a messenger RNA of Pelodiscus sinensis (Chinese soft-shelled turtle), 3034 nucleotides long. It is a transcript of the gene HDAC1, whose product is annotated as histone deacetylase 1. Gene Ontology annotation, cellular component: NuRD complex. NCBI's taxonomy places the organism in Eukaryota, Metazoa, Chordata, Testudines, Trionychidae. The record is from RefSeq and is a predicted model, not a curated record. Gene Ontology annotation, biological process: heterochromatin formation. Gene Ontology annotation, molecular function: histone deacetylase activity.